GAGGAGAUAACAGCCUUGAAAAACAGAAGCAUGGCUGCCUCAUCUCUACGCCAAUCUGUUUCUUUCCUGUUAUCCAUUCUGCUGCUGAUCCUUUCACAGAAGGGCUUCUGUACCAAAUAUACUCGUGAGGACUUUCCUUCAGAUUUUGUAUUUGGAGCAGGGACUUCGGCUUACCAGUAUGAAGGAGCGGUGGCAGAAGAUGGAAGGAAACCAAGCGUUUGGGAUAUAUUCACACAUGAAGGAAGAGCUCCAGAUAAGAGCAAUGGCGACGUGACAGCUGAUGGAUAUCACAAGUACAAGGAAGAUGUGAAGCUGAUGAGUGAUUUGGGGCUUGAGGCGUACAAAUUCUCAAUUUCUUGGUCAAGGCUUCUCCCUGAUGGAAGAGGAGCUAUCAAUCCAAAAGGUCUGGAGUAUUAUAACAAUUUAAUUAAUGAGCUGGUCAAACAAGGAAUUAAGCUUCAUGUGACUCUCUAUCAUGGAGAUCAUCCACAAUCACUUCAAGAUGAGUAUGGAGGAUGGCUGAGCAACAGGAUUGUGGAAGACUUCAAAGAAUAUGCCAAUGUUUGCUUCAGGGAAUUCGGCAACCGGGUUUCUCACUGGACGACUUUUUCUGAGCCUAAUAUCAUGACCAUGGGUGGCUAUGACUAUGGAACUUUUGCACCUGGAAGGUGUUCUUAUCCUUUUGGAGUAAAUUGCAAUGUUGGAAACUCCACAACUGAGCCAUAUAUUGUUGUUCAUAAUAUCCUUCUCACACAUGCCCAAGUUGUGAAGCUAUAUAAGAACACUUAUCAGACUAAUCAAGGAGGUUGGAUAGGAAUGAAUGUUUACUCUCUUUGGUACUAUCCACUCUCAGACUCCUUAGCAGACAUUGAAGCUACACAAAGAGUAAAGGACUUUCUUAUGGGGUGGAUACUUGAGCCCUUGGUGUUUGGAGACUACCCAAAGAUUAUGAAGAAAAAUGUUGGUUCCAGGCUCCCAUCUUUCACCCAACAACAGUCUGAACUUGUGAAGGGCUCAUUUGACUUCAUCGGCCUGAAUUAUUAUACAUCUUCAUAUGUUACGGACAGUCCUAACAACUCCCAUCUGGUCCUUCGAGAUUUCAGCAAGGACAUGUUCGCCAAAACCAGAGGUUUUCUAAAUGAAACAAGUGAGGGUCCUCCAACUCAUAUGCUCAGUGAUCCCUUGGGCCUUCAAAAUAUGUUGGAAUACCUCAAAGACAAAUUUGCUAAUCCUGUAGUUUACAUUGAGGAAAAUGGUUAUGGGUUGGGAGCCAUCAAAACGCUCCAUGACACAGAUAGAAUUGAAUACUUGAGAGAUUAUAUUGGAAGCAUCCUCGAUGCUUUGAGGAAUGGAGCAAAUGUGAAGGGGUAUUUUGUGUGGUCAUUAGUAGAUCUCUUUGAGUUAUUGGCUGGCUACAAAUCAAGCUAUGGGCUCUAUUAUGUGGAUUUUGAUGACGAGAAGCGCAAAAGAGUGCCAAAGCUCUCAGCACAUUGGUACUCCAACUUCAUUAAGAACAUUGAAGUUGUUGCUGUAGGAGAAAAAUCCCUUGCUUCACAGUGACUUUGCUUUGAGCCUUAUAUAUAGUAUUGGCAUGGGCUUAUAUUAGUUUAUGGGGCUUAGCUUAUUUGUUUGGACUUAGGCUUCGUUUGAGACGGCUUUUUUAUUGCUUCUUAAAGCAGCUUCUUAGUACAAAAAUUUUAAUUUUUGUUCUAAAAAAUUGUUUUAAGAAGCAAUAAUAAAAUAGUCUCAAACGAAACCUUAGUUAAUAUUCCAAACUGCAAAUAAUAAUUAACCAGAGGUGAUUUCCUUCACAUGACAAUACCUUUGGUUGUUGGCUGAUAUCUCACUCUACACUUAUAAUAAUAGGAAGUGAUAUUUGUCAUAGUUAUUAGCAAAUAUCAAUGUUAUGAUCUUAUAGUAUAUCUUCUAUAUUUUCCUGGUAACUUCCA
This is a messenger RNA of Dendrobium catenatum, 1949 nucleotides long. RefSeq names its product beta-glucosidase 22. The record is from RefSeq and is a predicted model, not a curated record. Gene Ontology annotation, molecular function: beta-glucosidase activity. Lineage: Eukaryota; Viridiplantae; Streptophyta; Magnoliopsida; Asparagales; Orchidaceae. Gene Ontology annotation, biological process: carbohydrate metabolic process. Bases 31 to 1560 code for a protein of 509 amino acids. The transcript is spliced from 14 exons.